AUGGAGUCCAUCCGGAAAUGGUUUUACAAGCCAAAAAAGGGAGACCGUUCGCUGUUAGCGCAAUUCUUUUACGCUGACGACGAAUUGAACGCCGUCGCGGCUGAACUGGACAGUUUCGACGGCAAAAAAGAUCCUCAGCGGUGUACUGCCCUCGUGAACCAUUUGCGACAAUGUCAGGACAAAGUCUUGACGAUUUGUAUUAAAAUCAUGGACGAGCUGAUACCUGGCGAACGGGCCAGUCGUGAUUUUCGUGUAAAGUUUCCAGACGACGUAAUUCAGGAUAAUCUGGCGGGACAGCUGUGGUUUGGCGCUGAGUGUCUAUCGGCGGGGUCGAGCAUAAUGAACCGGGAAGCAGAGAGCGGAGCUAUGAGGCCUUUGGCCCGGGCACUAACCAAAUCGCUGGAAAGAGUCCGGGGCCUCCUGAGGGACGCGAGCCUUUGCAGCGAUCAAACUCCGCCGUGCCUGCGCAACCUAAUAUCUUCGUUGUGCACGUUCGAUCAUCUGUUGGCUGAGUUUGAGUUGCGUUACGUGUCCGCGAUGGUGCCCGUCAAGACCGCCCACGAAUACGAACUCCAGCAACUCGUAGUCGUCUUGUUCUCCGAGACCCUACAAAGAGCGCUUGUCAAAGGUCUUCUGACCCAAGAGAUGGUUGACGACUAUGAUCCUGCCCUCAUGUUCACCAUUCCUCGUCUGGCCAUCGUGUCCGGUCUGUUAUUUUACCCAUACAUGUCACCCCUGUCCCUCGACCAAAACGCCACCGACAUGUCCGAUAUGUUUCGUCCAUUUCGAUCGUUAUUGAUGAAAAUCAGAGAGCUCCUACUCACCCUGUCCGACAAGGAGCUGUCAACGCUGGAGAGGAUGUUGUGUUCGUCCGAUGAGGUUAAGUUUGACGAGAAUUUGGCGGCAAAGAACCAACAGUUAUCGUGCCAGGAAACUAGCGACGAGGACUCCGAGUGCCUUUCGUCCAGUACUGCGGAACUGGUAUUGGACAACAGCGUUACCACUACCACUACCACCACCACCACUCCCGUAACUACCAUAGAACACUGCGGUACGAAAGGGUUUCCGCCGACGCCACCAUCGUCGCCGCAAGACCUUAUCAACAACAACAGCAACAGCAACCAAUGUAAUCCGUUGAUUAAACGAGCAUCGUUCGGAUCAACGAUCAUAUCAACGAACAACGCUGGCGAUCUGCAGCCCAACAUUGAAUUGAAAAGUUCAGUAGGAAACCGUCAGCAAUUGCAACAAUAUGAUUGCGGGGGUCUGGAGUCGUCGUCCGGUUCGACGCCGGAUGCAGACCUAACCGAGUCGCUGGCCACAGCUACAGAAGCUCUGACAGAGAUCCUGGUAAAGUCAACGAAUUUGGAACGUGAGAUCAGCAGGAACAACGGCGGUGGCGGAGCGUCUGUGGUUGUGGUGGUGGUCCAAGACGAUAAUGGAAACGAAAACGUGCCAUCGCCGAAGCUUCAUCCUAUAAAACAGCACCAAGCCCCCCCAAAUGUGUCAAGUAGUUCGACGCAAACAGAAUGUCCGCCAUCGAGUUCAUAUCGGUUGUGUUGUUGCAACAACUGGAACCGAUGGCGGUCGGCUGCAGUAGACAAUAAGAGAUGCCUGUCGCCGUCCAGUGGUGGAGGUGGUAGUGGUCGUCGUUGUUGUCAUCAUCAUCACAGAAGGAAAAAGACAAAUACCACAGCCGCUGCUUCCAACCGGAGUGGUGGUAAUGAAAGCUGCAGCAGCAGCAGCAGUAGUAGUGGUGAGACAAAAGCCUGGGAAAAGGUGCCUGUUGUCACUGCCGUCUCGACUAAGUACUCAAAGAGCUGGCGGGAACUGCGCAAGGCGACCAGCGCUGAUGGCAAACGGUCAGCAGAAGUGGUGAUUUGCCGCCUCCAAACCACAAGUUGUUGCAAUACCUCCAGAUGUGGUAGCGUUAAACCCGUGAUCAAGAAACAUGAAAUUUGUUCAAGCUGUUCUAGUUGUACGUCCUCAUCAGCAGAUGAGAGUGAUGAGAGCUUGACGGACAGCACAUCAACGGACAGUUCCUGUAAUUAUUCGUUACGUCGUCAAAAAGCUCGUGCUAAGUUCAGAUCUGAUGAAGACUUAUUGCAUCGACUGUUUGUAUGCAUAUCGGGAGUGGCUGACCAACUGCAGACUAACUUUGCUGGAGACUUACGUAAUAUACUUAAGGCAGUGUUUCUCAUGUCUAAUUCUAAUUGCGGCAAUGAUAGUCAACAGAACUUGGAAGUAAUUCCUGUGAUGAAUAACCCAGCUGCAGUGAUCGACAUCGAAAAUGGAGAAGAGGCGCUUGUUUGGAGAGGUGAAGCUAUGAUUAAUGAUAUGUUAUCCACUUCAACAGAAACUCCACCACCCUGGAUACCUGACAAUGAGGCUCCUGUAUGCAUGUCUUGCAAAGCUAUGUUCACUGUGGUCCGAAGACGUCAUCAUUGUCGAAAUUGUGGCAAAGUAUUCUGUUCUCGGUGCAGUUCAAACUCUGUUCCUUUGCCCAGAUUUGGGCAUUUGAAGCCAGUGCGUGUGUGCAAUCGUUGUUUUAUCUAUCAGGUUACACCAUUCACAUUAGAGCAUUCAAUUGGACCAGUUCCGAUUGUCAUGCAGUCUUAAUUAAUUAUAGUCCAUCAAUUUUUUGUGAUUCUCCUCUCCCCUCGCCCAAAACCUCUUCUCCCAAACAUUCCAAAAAAAUAAAGAAACAUCUUUAUUUUUUGUGUUACCAUUUUAUCCUAAUUGACUGUUUGUUUCUUCCCUUUUAAUCUUUUGCUUUAUUUACUUUUUUCCCAUCUAUGAAUAUUCUGUUCCUAACAGUUAUAAUAUUAAUUAGUUGUGUGCAAAUAAAUUGAUGUCUUGAACAACAUUUCGUUGUUGAUUCAACAAUUUAACUUUAAUGAAUGCAUUUGUUAUUGUAUUUUCUUUUAUAAAAUUAAUUUAAUGAUAAUAUUAUUACAUGUAAGAUUCAUAACAAUGAUACUGAUAACUGUUAUUGGCGUGUAUUAUAAUGUGUUGUUAGACAAAACAAUUCUAUUAUAAAUACUUUUUUGAUACUAAAAUAGCUGCUCAAUAAUGUUUUUUUGCCCACAUUUAGUCCUGUUGUUUGAACUUUCUUAUCUUAAACUUAUAAAAAUCACAAAGUUAUAUCUAAUUAUUAUUACUUACUAUCAUAAUAAUUAAUAUUAAUACAGUUUUUAUUAUUAUCAUUUUUUCAAAUUAGUUUUAGAAAUCAAACUUAAGUUUCCUCUAUCAAUCUUUAUUUAAAUUAUAUGUUUUAAUCAUACCAAUAAACUUUGUUCACUCGGUCUAUCAAUAUUAGAUUAAUGAUCAAAAAUGGCUGUGGAUUUUAUUCUUAAUGAUCAUUGUUCUAUAAUAUCAAUACACUAUUGUAAUGUGUACCUUGUAUUAAGCAUUUUUAAGUUGUUUUUUUUUAUAGUUAUUAAACAUUAGUACAAUGGUAAAAAGAAACACUCUGAUUAAGAAUAAUAAGGAUGAAUACAUUUUCAAUCAUACAUGCAUGGUGUGACUUGUACAUUUAUAGAAAAUAAAAAUCAUUAAUGAUUUAUUAAAAA
Myzus persicae (green peach aphid) is the source of this 3569-nucleotide messenger RNA. RefSeq names its product lateral signaling target protein 2 homolog. The coding region runs from base 1 to 2616 and encodes 871 amino acids. Lineage: Eukaryota; Metazoa; Arthropoda; Insecta; Hemiptera; Aphididae. The transcript has 11 exons. Gene Ontology annotation, molecular function: metal ion binding. Gene Ontology annotation, cellular component: early endosome membrane. The record is from RefSeq and is a predicted model, not a curated record.